CGCGCAAGAUGCGCCGCCAGGCAGCCUGCGGCUCCCAGGCAGCCGCGCUCUCCCCGCUGCGGCCGGAGCUAUGAGUGCCGCCGGGGGCUGCCCGCCUCGCACCGCGAUCCGCGCCCGCGGCCCUUUCCGCCUACCAUCGCCUCGCGAAACCGAGGCACCGGCACCGCGGGAGACGCGCGCAGGACUGUAAAAUGGAUUUUGGAUUCAAAGCCCAUAACAACAGGACAUUGACCAAGAAUACCUCUGCUACUGCGAAGAAUUUUUCUGCCUGGGAAGAUUAUAAGAGCAGUGUUGACGACAUACAGUACUUCCUUAUUGGGCUGUACACACUUAUAAGUCUGACUGGCUUUAUGGGAAAUCUGCUUAUACUAACAGCUCUACUCAAGCGCAAGCAGAAGACAAUAAUAAACAUUCUUAUAGGUAACUUGGCAUUUUCAGACAUCUUAGUUGUGCUGUUUUGUUCACCUUUCACACUGACAUCUGUCUUGCUUGACCAAUGGAUGUUUGGCACUGUCAUGUGCCAUGUAAUGCCCUUCCUCCAGUGUGCAUCAGUUCUAGUUUCAACUUUGAUGUUAGUAUCUAUCGCUGCAGUCAGGUACUGUAUGAUCAAAUAUCCCCUUUCUAGCAAUUUAACAGCAAAACAAGGCUAUUUCUUAACAGUGACCAUUUGGGCAUUUGGCUUUGCAAUUUGCUCCCCUCUGCCAGUUUUCCACAAAACUGUGGACCUCAGCAAAACUCUCAGUUUAGAGGCACUGGAGAACAGGCUCUUGUGUAUUGAGUCGUGGCCUUCUGAUUCCUACAGAAUUGCCUUUACAAUUGCCUUAUUGUUCAUGCAGUAUAUAUUGCCCCUGGUGUGUUUAACUGCUAGUCACACCAGCGUCUGCAGGAGCAUAGGUUCCAGACUGUCAAACAAGGAAGCCAAGUUUGAAGAAAAGGAGAUGAUAAACCUAACCCUUCAUCCCUCUAAGAGUACUGGCACGCAGGUGCAGCCCUCCAGCCAUUCCAGGUGGAGCUGCACCUUUGGCAGAAAGCACCACAGAAGAUACAGUAAAAAAACUUCAAGUGUGAUGCCAGCUAUUUCGAGGCAUCAUCAGGAUCCUCAUUCCAGAGGCCUUCCAGAAACCUCUGGCACAGAAAAAAGCCAGCUUGCUGCCUCUAGUAAAUUCAUCCCUGGGAUACCUAUCUGUUUUGAGAUGAAACCGGAAGAAAACACAGAGAUCCAGGACAUGAUUACAGUACAAAGAUCCACCAUCAGAAUUAAGACCAGAUCUCGGAAAGUUUUUUGCAGACUGACAGUGCUAAUCCUAGUUUUUGGAUUCAGUUGGAUGCCUCUUCACCUUUUCCACAUUGUGACAGAUUUUAAUGCCACUCUCAUUUCUAACAGACAUUUUAAAUUAGUAUAUUGUAUAUGCCAUUUAUUGGGUAUGAUGUCCUGCUGCUUGAAUCCCAUCCUCUAUGGGUUCCUUAACAACAGCAUAAAAGCCGAUUUAAUGUCCCUUAUUCCAUGCUGCCAAAUACCAUGAUUUUAUGUGCCCCAAGGUAAAAUAAAACAAACAAGUUUGGCUUUCAAGUUUACUGAUGUGUACAGCUGUAAAAGCUAAAUUAGUUUAGUUUAGUUAGUCUUGGUUGUGAUUAGUAGCGGUUUGUGUGAAUGGAGAGUUCUACAGCUGCAUGUAUUUCUUGCAUUGGCCAGAAAAAUACACACACACUGUAACAUCCUUCUAUCUGUUACACAUACAGAAUCAUGCCCAGUGUACAAAACCAGAAUACUAUUUCCACUUCCUGAAAUACUGGCGACCUGUACUUUGGAAUUAAACAGAAUAUAUAAUAAGUAAUAAAUGUAAGACUACUUAGACAUAUCAGUAUUAACUGUCAUAAAACUAUAAUAAAAUACAUACUGUUUACUAAAUAAUAAUUGUUGAGACUGAGUGCCAACUUUGCCUGUUUUCUAAGAUAGCUGAACAUCUGUUUCUAGACGUAAUGAGAAAAUAAUUUUCUUUAGCUUUUUGACGCCUACUUUGCAACAUCUUUGCAAGAUGCUUUGCGGCUGUUCCCAGGUUGCCUUUUUAUUCCCUUGAAUGGGUUUGUGGGUAGGUGUUCUUGUCUAGAUUGUUUACAUCUCACUAUGUUUAGACAGUACAACCUGUCUCUGAUUUCCUUAGCCAAUUUUUUGCUAUGGCUUGUUUUAUGUAAUUUUCAGCCAGGCCUGAGCUUAUCUAUAGUUACGCCUUUGUUCUUGCAAUGAUGACCCCUCUGAACAUACAACCUGCUUCUGAUCAGAGCAAGCCUUCGUUACCUAAGGAGGUGAGAGUGGAAAGAAAAAGAAAAUGGAAAGACAGCAGGAUCUUUUUUUUUCUGUUACUAAAAAGCAAAAGCUUGCUGCACUUCAUUAUAGCUGCUGACCCACUUUCCUUGGAGAGCUGCAACAGCUUUCAAAUAAACACGUGUAUAUGUACUUGCACACACACACAAGCACUUUCUGGAUCUCACUCCCUUCUCUCUUUCUCUCCUUUUUAACCAGACCAGUACUUUCCCUUCCAAAUUUAAAUCAUACACAUCUUUCUGAAGGAAGUCAUAUUACAUUUCAUAGGACAAAUGUGAAGGGUGUGUAUAUAUGUUCUCUUCCCCUCAUCACUGCCCUCCUGACCCUCCCUGGAUUGCUCUUAACUUAAUAACCCACCUCCACCCUCAGGAUG
This is a messenger RNA of Apus apus (common swift), 2696 nucleotides long. It is a transcript of the gene NPY5R, whose product is annotated as neuropeptide Y receptor Y5. Bases 192 to 1523 code for a protein of 443 amino acids. Gene Ontology annotation, biological process: G protein-coupled receptor signaling pathway. The record is from RefSeq and is a predicted model, not a curated record. The transcript has 2 exons. Gene Ontology annotation, molecular function: neuropeptide binding; neuropeptide Y receptor activity. NCBI's taxonomy places the organism in Eukaryota, Metazoa, Chordata, Aves, Apodiformes, Apodidae. Gene Ontology annotation, cellular component: plasma membrane; neuron projection.